Saccostrea cuccullata (small rock oyster) is the source of this 1053-nucleotide messenger RNA. RefSeq names its product fibroleukin-like. Lineage: Eukaryota; Metazoa; Mollusca; Bivalvia; Ostreida; Ostreidae. The record is from RefSeq and is a predicted model, not a curated record. The coding region runs from base 1 to 924 and encodes 307 amino acids. The transcript has 6 exons.
AUGGAUGAAAAGAAAUCAAAUGAAGAGCUUUUAGGAGAACACAACUCUACAUCAGUUAUAGAGUGUGCAGUGCGUUGUCAAAGAGAGUGUAGCUUAAUUGGAUUCAAUCCUAAGAUAAAGAAAUGCCGUACCCACACGAAGAUUUUCACGUCUGGGGUGUCUAAUGAGAGUGGCUGGAGAUACUACUCAUACAACUCACAAGACUUUACAUCUAGAGACUGUAAGGAUCUACAAACAGAUGGACACUUAAAUUCAGGGGUGUAUGAUAUCUAUCCCUAUGAAACCAUCACUAGUCCUGUCAGUGUAUAUUGCGAUAUGACAACGAUGAAUGGAGGAUGGACGACAAUCCAAAAACGAAUUAUUGGAUCCCUGGACUUUAACAGGACCUGGACGGAAUAUAAAAACGGAUUUGGUUCACCGGAACAGGAUGUCUGGGUUGGAAAUGACGUAAUCCAUCAAUUAACAAAAGAGAACUCAUCAUCCCUUUAUGUUUCCAUCACUCUCCAGAAUGGUACAACGCUUUAUGAAAUGUACAAUCAAUUUUCUGUCUCUAACGAAGCAGGGAAAUAUCAACUCUUUCUUGCAGGACCUGCCACGGGGACCUUAGGUAAGUGUAUUCACGUUAAGUUCUUAAAAUUGGGUUCAAAUUACGUAUCUCAUAGAGAUGGCAUGUUAAACACUGUUUACACAGGGGGUUAUCUGUCUGGGAUGUACUUCUCCACCCCGGACAGGGAUAACGACAGAUGGAGUGAUGGACACUGUGCCGCUCUCAGUAGCCGUAGAGGAGGCUGGUGGUUUAACGACUGCCACUACGCUUUCCUUAACGGCCCCUGGUCCCAGGAGUCCUGGUGGUCGCCAUGGGACCCUGUAGUAGAGAGUGGGACAUCAGUGAAGGGGACCACAAUGAUGAUAAGACGUCGUUAGAUGAAAGAUCCUCAAUUGAUUAUGCAAACCUUAAAGAGACGAUUACAAAUUAAUUUCCAUUGCUGAGUUCUUUUUUUAUAAAUAUUUAACAUCAAGUAACAAACAUGUAAACAAAUAUGUUUUCGUUAA